Molecule: messenger RNA, 1675 nt
Organism: Ziziphus jujuba (common jujube)
Lineage: Eukaryota; Viridiplantae; Streptophyta; Magnoliopsida; Rosales; Rhamnaceae
Product: probable glucan endo-1,3-beta-glucosidase A6
Exons: 4
Coding region: 197-1582 (461 amino acids)
Biological process (GO): carbohydrate metabolic process
Cellular component (GO): plasma membrane
Molecular function (GO): hydrolase activity, hydrolyzing O-glycosyl compounds
Source: RefSeq, a predicted model, not a curated record
CGCUCUACUAUGUCAUUUCUUUUUCUCUUUCUUUCUUUACACAAUGGCAAAAGUGUAUAUAAAAAAGUCAUAUUCCCCAUCAGCCUUCUGUCCUCCUUCGUCCAAGGAGACCUCUAUUCCAGUACCACAACCCUUCUAUUACAAUUAAGUAGAGAGAUUUUGUACUGAGCUGAAGAAACAGAGAGCAAGAAUAGAAAUGGGUCUUGCUCCUUUGUUCAUCCUCUGUUUCUUAGUUUCUAUUUCAAGUGCAGAGAUCUCAGGCAAGGCUGGGAUAAACUAUGGUCAGCUGGGGAACAAUCUACCAUCACCAUCAGAGUCCGUGAAACUAAUCCAAUCUCUGAAAGCUAAACGGGUCAAAAUCUACGACGCUAACCAUGAAAUCCUCAGGGCACUUAGAGACACAGACCUCCAAGUCUCGAUAAUGGUUCCAAACGAAAUCAUCAACAACAUCUCUUCGAACCAAAGACUCGCCGACGAAUGGGUUCAUACCAAUGUGGUUCCGUUUUAUCCAGAGACAAAGAUCAGGUACCUUCUGGUUGGGAACGAAAUCCUCAGCGCACCCGAUAACAAAACCUGGUUCAAUCUCGUCCCAGCCAUGCGCAGAAUCAAGUAUGCUCUUCGAACCCAUCGAAUUCAGAAGGUCAAGGUCGGCACAACCUCGGCAAUGGACGUUCUCGAAUCGUCUUUCCCACCAUCGAACGGUACGUUUCGGGCCGAUAUUUCUCGGACCGUGAUUAAGCCCAUGCUUCAAUUCCUGAACCGGACCAAGUCGUUCUUCUUCCUGGAUGUGUAUCCUUUUUUCCCUUGGGCUUCGGAUCCCGUUAACAUUAAUCUGGAUUACGCUCUGUUCGAGUCCAAGAAUAUCACGGUGACCGACCCAAACACCGGGAUAACAUAUACCAAUCUCUUCGACCAGAUGGUGGACGCUGUGAUUUUCGCGAUGAAGAGGCUCGGGUACCCGGAUGUCCGGGUUUGGAUUGCCGAAACGGGUUGGCCAAACGGUGGAGAUGUUGACCAGAUUGGAGCGAAUAUUUACAACGCUGCCACUUACAACCGUAAUGUGGUCAAGAAAUUCUCGGCCAAACCGCCCGUUGGCACGCCGGCUCGACCCGGUUCGGUGCUCCCGUCGUUCAUAUUCGCUCUGUACAACGAGAACCUAAAACCGGGUCAGGGUACGGAGCGGCAUUUCGGGCUGUUGUACCCGAACGGAACGCAGGUUUACCAGAUAGAUCUGAGCGGAGAGACGCCGGAAUCGGAGUACAAGCCGUUGCCGCCGUCGGAGAAUAACAAGCCGUAUAAAGGGAAGGUGUGGUGCGUGGUGGCGGAAGGAGCCAAUAGUAGUGCUGUGGGGUCGGCGUUAUCGUAUGCCUGCUCGCAGGGGAACAAAACCUGUGACCCAAUUCAACCGGGUGGCAAGUGCUUUAAGCCGAAUUCGCUGGUCCUGCACGCCAGUUUCGCGUUUAGUUCGUAUUGGGCCCAGCUUAGAAAAGUGGGCGGGACUUGUUACUUCAAUGGGCUCGCUACUCAAACCAUUCAGGAUCCAAGUUUUGGAUCGUGCAAGUUUCCAAGUGUGACGCUAUGAGAAAGAGUAUUUAAGCCAUUGUUUUGUUUUUUUUUUUUUUUUAUGGCUUAGAAAUGUUUUUUUUUUUUUUUUUUUUUUUUUUUUUUUCUAUUA